Danaus chrysippus (African queen) is the source of this 759-nucleotide messenger RNA. The record is from the annotation of a GenBank genome assembly. NCBI's taxonomy places the organism in Eukaryota, Metazoa, Arthropoda, Insecta, Lepidoptera, Nymphalidae.
AUGAACUCAUAUUUCGAGCAGGGUGGCUUCUAUGGGGCGCAUGGCGUGCACCAGGGCGGCGGUGGAGGAGAUCAGUACCGCGGGUUUCCUUUGGGCCUGACGUACGCACAGCCUCACGCUUUACACCAGCCGAGGCCGCAAGACUCGCCUUACGAUGCCUCAGUGGCUGCGGCCUGUAAGUUAUAUGCGGGGGAACAGCAGUAUGCUAAGGCGGAUUGUUCGAAGGCUGGCGAUCAACAGAACGGCUAUGGCGGGAAGGAAGCCUGGGGGUCGGGUUUGGGGGCCUUAGUGAGACCCGCGGCUUGUACCCCAGAGGCGAGGUAUAGCGAAUCUUCAAGCCCCAGCAGAGCCUUACCCUGGGGUAAUCAAUGUGCUCUACCGGGAGCAGCGGCCUCUUCACAACCAGUACAACACCAACCUACCAACCACACCUUCUACCCAUGGAUGGCCAUCGCAGGAGCAAACGGCCUGAGGAGACGAGGAAGACAAACCUACACUAGAUAUCAAACGCUAGAGUUAGAGAAAGAGUUCCACACAAACCACUACCUCACACGAAGGAGACGCAUCGAAAUGGCACACGCCCUCUGCCUGACGGAACGACAAAUUAAAAUUUGGUUCCAAAACCGAAGGAUGAAAUUAAAGAAAGAGAUACAAGCUAUAAAGGAAUUAAAUGAGCAAGAGAAACAGGCGCAGGCUCAGAAGGCAGCAGCGGCGGCGGCAGCGGCCGCAGCAGCCGCUCAGGGCCAUCCUGAGCACUAG